AUGCCUAAACCAUCUGAAGAAGUAUGGAGAAAAUCGGAAGAAGGUUUUCGUGAAAAGUGGAAUUUUCCUAACGCGAUUGCUGCCAUUGAUGGAAAACACGUGUUGAUACAGGCACCACCGCACAGUGGAUCAAAUUAUUUUUGUUAUAAAAAACACUUUAUCGUAGAUAUUGGGGCUUUUGGUAAAAACUCUGAUGCUAGCAUUUUGCGAAAUUCUAAUUUGGGUAAAGGGUUACAGAAUGGAACACUAAAUAUACCUUCACCAAAAAUACUACCAGGGGGCAAUGACGUAUUACCUCACGUCAUAAUUGGUGAUGAAGCUUUCCCAUUAUGCACGAAUUUGAUGCGACCAUACCCACGCGACGAUGCACAAAGAAACGAAGAAAAAAAAGUGUUUAACUAUCGGUUGAGUCGUGCUAGAAAUACUGUGGAAAAUACAUUUGGAAAAUAG
Molecule: messenger RNA, 450 nt
Organism: Aphis gossypii (cotton aphid)
Lineage: Eukaryota; Metazoa; Arthropoda; Insecta; Hemiptera; Aphididae
Exons: 2
Coding region: 1-450 (149 amino acids)
Source: RefSeq, a predicted model, not a curated record